AUGUCGACACUUAUGCCCAACACCAGUAAACGCACCACUCGUGCCUCCACGCAAGACAAAUUGUCCUCUAGGGGACCUGCAGACGAGCUCCUCGACCCAGAGCGGCGCAAAAUCAUUGCCCAGCUCUCCGUCUAUAUCGGACAUCAGACUCUCCCUUCAACAGGAUGGGCUCUCCUUUGGUUUGCAGAUCUGGCCAUCCUGAAGGAGCAUCUCAAAAACUGUGGAGAGUUGCGGAUGGGUCCGCAGCAUGUGGCACAUAACUUUACCCAAAGCAAAUGGCUUGACGAUAUAAUCAUGUUCUGGAAGGGUCGGCCUAGAGUCUCACUUACUACUGAAGAGGGCGCAGAAGAACCAGACAUCGAAGAAAGUCCAAAGAAGCGCCAGCGUACUUCAGAAACCGCGUCCAGGAUUCCCACCCUCGCUGGCAACACCCGUCCUGCAGCAGUAGGUCCUCAAGAAACAACGAAGCAGCCGGCAGGCCGUGGCGAAUCAGCCAACGAACUGAUAAGCAAGUGGAAAGAACAGGUCUUAGGCCCUAGUGGCACGGAGACCUGUUCCAACUUGAUGUGCAUGUCCAACCUCGCCCAUAAACUCUGGAAAACCGCGCGAUUUGCCCUGAAUCCCUUGUCGAUCAGCGAGAAUCAGAAGGUCCUCAAGGUGAAGUUCUACUGGAUGCCGAUAAACAAGUUGUCGGACGCUAUGUCGUCCAGAGAAGUCCCGUGUCCUUUCCCUGAUGGCUGCCUGUCCUCGAUUAAGGUGGAAGGCAAACUCAAUGCAAAGCUAUUCAAUAUUAACACCGAGAAAGCCCUGCGCUCCGGAGACGUCCUUACCUUCAAGACCGACGACCCAGUCGGCAAUCCCCUCCCAUCGAUAGAGCUGCUCAAUAUGCAAUGGGCUCUCCAUCGAGUUCUUGCUCUUAGUGGUGCCGCCGAUGCAACCGAUGAAGAACUUGACCCCCCCAACCCCGAUUGGCUACAGGCCGAGGCCACCGACGAGGACGUUGAGGAAUAA
Molecule: messenger RNA, 1011 nt
Organism: Aspergillus costaricaensis CBS 115574
Lineage: Eukaryota; Fungi; Ascomycota; Eurotiomycetes; Eurotiales; Aspergillaceae
Exons: 3
Coding region: 1-1011 (336 amino acids)
Source: RefSeq, a predicted model, not a curated record